ACGAUGAGCCACCGCUUCUUGCUCCUGCUCCUCGCCGCCACCACCACCGCCGUCCGCCCCUGCGCGGCCGUCAUCCGCCUGGGCGCCACCUCUUUCCUCGACGCCCCCGCGCGCUUCGGGCCCCGGGUGACCGGCGACGGGAUAUGCGGGUCGCUGCGCGCCGCGGACCCCGCCAACGCCUGCGCGCCCAUCAAGAACGGCCCCGGCUCGGGCCCCGGGAUGGCGUUCGUGCUGAUCGAGCGGGGGAACUGCAGCUUCGAGGGGAAGGUGCGGGAGGCCCAGCUCGCCGGGUUCGACGCCGCCGUCGUGUACGACGACGAGGAGAAGUCCAGCCUCUACUCCAUGGUUGGUGAUCCCGAAGACAUACACAUCCCUGCGGUAUUCGUAUCCAAAAUGGCUGGGGAGACUUUAAAGAAGUUUGCUAGAGGUGAAGAUGGUGAAUGCUGCAUAAACUCAUCGAUGGACGAGACUGCAGGGACGGUGUUGGUAAUGUCAUUUGUAUCACUUGUCGUGAUCAUAUCAGUUUUGGCUUCGUUUCUUUUCGCUAGGAACUGCCGACUUCUACGCCAUGGAGUUGAUAACCGUCCACCUUACAUCAAGAAACAUGUAGUGGAAAAGCUCCCUUGCUCUGUAUAUAAAGCUCAGUGUUCAAGUGGCGAAAAUUUUGAAGAAGCUUGUGCCAUUUGUUUAGAAGACUAUGAUAAUGGUGACAUGCUUAGACUUCUCCCAUGCAAACAUGAAUUUCACGUGGCGUGCAUUGAUCCCUGGCUGACAAAGUGGGGUACAUUCUGCCCCGUAUGCAAACUUGAAGUAAUCACAGGUUAAUAAGCAAGAAGCAAGCUUGAAGUAAAUCUCUGGUGAAUAAGCGAGCCCCGUUGAUGCACGCAAGUGCUGGCAGCAUCACAGUUAUAUCCAAGUGCGUUGAAGUGGUUGAUCUGUUAACUGGG
Molecule: messenger RNA, 947 nt
Organism: Lolium rigidum
Lineage: Eukaryota; Viridiplantae; Streptophyta; Magnoliopsida; Poales; Poaceae
Product: receptor homology region, transmembrane domain- and RING domain-containing protein 1-like
Exons: 4
Coding region: 4-825 (273 amino acids)
Source: RefSeq, a predicted model, not a curated record